Arabidopsis thaliana (thale cress) is the source of this 1528-nucleotide messenger RNA. Its product is annotated as GDSL-like Lipase/Acylhydrolase superfamily protein. The coding region runs from base 113 to 1165 and encodes 350 amino acids. The record is from RefSeq and is marked reviewed. Gene Ontology annotation, cellular component: extracellular region. Lineage: Eukaryota; Viridiplantae; Streptophyta; Magnoliopsida; Brassicales; Brassicaceae. The transcript is spliced from 2 exons. Gene Ontology annotation, molecular function: catalytic activity; hydrolase activity, acting on ester bonds.
AAGAAUUCGUACAUAUAUAUCUAAAAUUUUAGUUUAUUAAAUACUACAUGUUAUGUAUAUAACUGAAUGAAAUUCCUAGGUACCAUCGCCGCAUGCUAAACAAGUUGUUAGCAUGGCAACACAUUAUUUGUCACCAUCAAUAUUAUGCAUUAUUUUGACCACUCUUGUCUCCAUCGCCGGAGCAAAAAUCCCGGCGAUUAUAGUCUUCGGUGACUCUUCCGUAGAUUCCGGCAAUAAUAACUUCAUAUCAACAAUGGCCAGAGCCAAUUUUGAGCCUUACGGUCGUGACUUCCCUGGUGGUCGCGCCACCGGACGCUUUUGUAACGGCCGUCUCUCCUCCGAUUUCACUUCCGAGGCUUAUGGCCUUAAACCGACCGUGCCAGCCUACCUAGAUCCGUCCUAUAAUAUAUCUGAUUUUGCUACCGGAGUUUGUUUUGCCUCCGCCGGCACCGGUUAUGAUAAUUCCACAGCCGAUGUGCUUGGCGUGAUUCCGUUAUGGAAAGAGGUCGAGUACUUCAAGGAAUACCAAAGCAACCUUUCCGCCUAUCUCGGCCAUCGGAGAGCUGCCAAAAUCAUCAGAGAAUCUCUGUACAUAGUAAGCAUAGGCACCAACGAUUUCCUUGAGAACUACUACACAUUACCGGACAGGAGAUCUCAAUUCAGCAUCAGUCAGUACCAAGACUUCCUGGUCGAGAUUGCUGAGGUGUUCUUAAAGGACAUUUACAGACUUGGAGCUCGGAAAAUGUCUUUCACUGGAAUCUCACCUAUGGGGUGUCUACCGCUGGAGAGAGUGACAAAUCUUGACGACCCUUUUAGCUGUGCUCGGAGUUAUAAUGAUUUGGCUGUAGAUUUCAAUGGGAGAUUGAGAAGAUUGGUGACAAAACUGAAUAGAGAGCUUACUGGAAUAAAGAUUUAUUUCGCUAAUCCUUACGAUAUCAUGUGGGAUAUUGUUACCAAACCUAAUCUUUACGGUCUAGAGAUAUCAAGUUCUGCCUGUUGCGGUACUGGAUUGUUCGAGAUGGGAUUUCUUUGCGGCCAGGACAAUCCGUUAACUUGCAGUGAUGCCAAUAAGUUCGUUUUCUGGGACGCAUUUCACCCGACCGAGAGGACUAAUCAGAUUGUGUCUGAUCACUUCUUCAAGCAUCUCAAGAAUCUGUUUCAUUGAUCCUAAAUUCCUAUAUAGUUUCUUUAUCAGUACAUUUACAAUAGUUAAAUUCAAUUUCGAAGAUUUAAGCCUCGAAAAGAUGUGAAGAGUGCAGAGGAUUUGAUCAAAUAAAGAUGAAUGAAAAAGAGCAGAGAAAUGACUUGUUUCUUGAGCAAGAAGUAUCAGAAAAAAACUUUUCCUCUGGCGUGUUAAGAAUUCAUUUGUAGUAAUUUCAUCAUAUAUGUGAUUUUUAUUAUUCCUGUCGAGAAGAAACAAAUUACUUCUUCUUAACAUAUGAUGCAAACUAUAGAUCAAAAAUAUCAAAAGUGUAAUUUACUCACUAGAGAUAUAUCAUUAAUUAUUAAUUUAUUGUCUAAAACAAAA